UUUUUAUCAUUAUUGUGAACAAGUAGUCACCUCUACAAUUAAAACCUUAAACCCUAUUGAGCGAGGAGCAGAGCGCAGUAGAAAGUAACUAAACCAAAAGAUGAGACCACCACGUGGCGGCGGGAGCUUCAGAGGAAGGGGAGGAAGAGAUGGUGGCGGCCGUUUUGGUGGCGGUAAUCGUGGAGGUGGCCGCUUUGGUGGUGGUGGUGGUGGCUGGCGUGACGAAGGACCUCCCGACCAAGUCGUAGAAGUUGCAACCUUUGUUCAUGCUUGUGAGGGUGAUGCUGUGACCAAGCUCUGCCAAGAGAAAAUCCCUCACUUUAAUGCCCCAAUCUACCUACAGAACAAGACUCAGAUUGGGAAAGUAGAUGAGAUCUUUGGUCCCAUUAAUGAAUCUCUGUUUUCUAUCAAGAUGAUGGAAGGUAUCGUUGCUACCUCAUAUACCGAAGGGGACAAGUUCUACAUUAACCCUCUUAAGCUAAUGCCCCUAGCAAGAUUCCUUCCACAGCCAAAGGGACAAUCUACGGGAAGUCGUGGGAGAGGCAGAGGUGCUCCUAGGGGCCGUGGAGGAUUCUCAACCAGAGGUGCUCCGAGGGGUCGUGGAGGAUUCUCCAGCUUCAGAGGUGCUCCCAGGGGGCGUGGAGGAUUCUCUAGAGGUCGUGGGAGAGGAUACUAAUCUUAUAGCCUUAGUUGCUUGUAGUUUCGCUUUUUAAUCUUAGAUAAUGAAAAAUGUUUUAAGAAGUAAUAAUUGUUUUCCAGUUUCAGUUUUUGAUACUUUGGUUUUAUCAAGUGACCAGUAGUAAAAUGUUGAUCAA
This is a messenger RNA of Brassica oleracea var. oleracea, 815 nucleotides long. Its product is annotated as putative H/ACA ribonucleoprotein complex subunit 1-like protein 1. Gene Ontology annotation, biological process: ribosome biogenesis; snoRNA guided rRNA pseudouridine synthesis. Gene Ontology annotation, molecular function: box H/ACA snoRNA binding. Lineage: Eukaryota; Viridiplantae; Streptophyta; Magnoliopsida; Brassicales; Brassicaceae. The transcript is spliced from 4 exons. Bases 101 to 676 code for a protein of 191 amino acids. The record is from RefSeq and is a predicted model, not a curated record. Gene Ontology annotation, cellular component: box H/ACA snoRNP complex.